AAGUGGAGUCUGCGGGUUUUCUCGCGCGUCAUAUAAUCUUUGACAUUAUCAGAGAUUCAAGCUCAGUCCGGUUCGGAGCGUCCUCCUGUGCGCAUCUGUUGAUAUUUUUUUCCAUAGAAUUCCUAUGAAACACAUCACAUAAUGGAGUCGUGUGUGUGAGUGUGGUGUGCUGUCAGUGUUUGUAUUUGCGAGUCUGGGAUUGCCUGUUUUUGCGGGUAGCCGAAACAUCCUCAGAUUAGAUUAGAUAGCGGGCAAGACGACGACGCGACGUGAAAAAUACAGAAUAAAAAUGCCAUUGGUGAACGAAAACACGAUAAAAAUGAGAUAGCAAAAGUACUUUAACGUGUCAACAAGAAACGAGUGUUCAAGAAGUGUUCGAAAUAAAAAGAAGUGAUAACAAUUGUUUCAAAUCAAAUGGUGAUGGAAGUGUGUACGAAAUCGAUUAUAAUAAUGGUGAACAUGAAGUGCUAAUGAAAAACAAAAGUUAUUGCGAUGAAAGUAGUAGUUAACUUAAUCUAGUCCCCGAAGCAUAUUGUGAUAAACUAGUCAAAUGUACAAAACAUGGUAGCCGUACCGAUAUAGCUGGUGUAGCUAUACGUUUAAAUGAGGCUGGAAUUGUGAGUGACCAUGGGUUGUAAGCUGGGAAAGAUGGUGGCUUCGGAGAGGCAGCGCGGGGGAAACACCAACCAGGACUUGGGUGGCGGUCCGCCGCCGGCGACGGACCCGCGGCUGCCACUCACGGCGAAGCAGAAAUACUCGAUGCUCGCCUCCUGGAAGGGCAUCUCGAGAGCGAUGGAGAAAACCGGCAUCUGUAUGUUCAUAAAAUUAUUCGAAGAAAACCAAGACCUCCUGAACAUGUUCGAGAAGUUUCGUAAUUAUCGGACGAAGGAGGAGCAGAUCAACUCGAUGGAGUUAGCAGAGCACGCCAACAACGUUAUGAACACUCUAGAUGAAGGAAUUAAGGGUCUGGACGAUCUAGACAACUUCUUCGAAUACAUUCACCAAGUGGGGGCCAGCCAUAGAAAGAUACCAGGGUUCAAAGUGGAAUAUUUUUGGAAAAUCGAAGCACCUUUCCUAGCAGCGGUCGAGUCUACACUGGGGGAUCGCUACACGCCAAACGUCGAGAAUAUCUACAAAAUAACCAUCAAAUUCAUACUAGAAACACUCGUCGAUGGAUUCGAAAAAGGCGGUGUGCCCAAUUCCACGUGAGCUCAGUGCUAUCAUUAAUAAUUAAAAACUAAACUCCAGUAAAUCUACAGGGCGGAAGCGCUCCAAAUUCUAAAUAAAUAACUUGAGACAGAGCGAUCCGAGUUUCCAGAACUUUGAAAUUGGAACGGCCUUUGCAAUUUUAAAGUUGCAGAAUACAGAAUUGUGUACGGAAGAGGAAUUUAUAAAUGUCAAUUUUUAUUAAAAGUGAACUUGUGCGAACUUUUUGAACGGACCACAGAGAUGGGAGUGUGUCAAGUGAUUUUUAAAUUGUGAGUAUUUUAUAAGUUGUUGUAUAAUUGGGUAUGCUUUUUCGGUCACUGGAUAUUGCAAUGACUAAUGGACUGGCUCGCUUGCAAUAAAUCAAAUUAUUUGUUAUUAUAAAUUUAGAAGAAAAAAAAAAGUUCUUUUCAUAGAUUAAAUAUUUGAAGAAAAAAUUUGUUUAAGUUGUAGAUAAUAGAGGAAAAGAUGUGCGUGAAUGUUAAGCUAUAAGGGAAUUUAAACCAAAAUAUUUGUAAUGAUUAUUAUCAUUGUAUAAAACGUCAUUAAUUAUUAUAUUAAAGCUUGUUACUUAAAUAGUUUUCUUUUAUAUUCGUUGACUAUUUAUUGUUAUUGUUGCACUUUGGUCACAAUGGCUGGUCCAGUUAGUAAUAUUUUCUAUUGAUUUCAGUAAAAUGUGCUUCUUUAUUAGGUAAAAUAUUUUAUAAUUAUUACAAGGCGUGUCUUCCGGAAUGUGUAUUUAUGAUUAUCUCUAAAUUUAAACCUUGAUUAUAUUAAUUGUUCAAUUUUAAAAAGUUUCACAUAAAUGUUUCACGAAAUUGUACAUUGUUAAUUUUUGGUAACAGGCUUUGUUGGUAACAGGAAAUUUCAAAUUGAAUUGCUAAUUUUACCAUUCUUGGGAUGUCAUUAAAAUCAUUAUCGUUAUAAUGAAGAAUUGCGUUUUUCUUACUUAUUCAUAAUAAGCAACUUAUUUAUGUCAUAUCAAAUGAUUGAUUUGAUUAACGUUUUAUUAAAACACACUGACAAACAGUUGUCACACGGAAUUCUACAAGCACAAAAUAUUCUGAAUUUUAUAACAGAUAUACCAAAAAUCUAUUUUUAAAACUAUAUGCCAUAAAAUGUAUUUUUGGAACGAAUUGAAUAGAAAAUUGAAUCUUUCGACUUGUACCUACUGCGUAUUGACCUUAAUUUAGAACUGCAUGAGUUUUAUUUGGAAAUAUAAAAAUGUAAUUUUAAAUCUUAUUUGGAACUUUCUGAGAAUGUCAUUUUUGAAGAGACUGCACUUAAGUCAACAUUUAUAACAUCAUACGAAAAAAAACUAGUACCUAUGGAACUUUAUUACACUGUCAGAUCAAGUUGAGCAUAGCUCACAAAUACAUUCUUCGGUAACAUAGUAAGAAAAAAAUUACAGAAGCCUUUAGCAAUUUUGUAAGAAACGAUUUAUUAUUAAAGAUAAGACAAUUGAUUCAUGACUUUCCACACCACCACAAAAUCAAUAGGGGUGAUGACGGGGUACAGUAAACGAAAUUUUAUUUAGUCCGUCAGUUAGAUGAUCAAAAAAUAAUGGAGACGUAUUUUUAUUUUUUGGGCAAUCA
Chilo suppressalis (striped riceborer) is the source of this 2801-nucleotide messenger RNA. The record is from the annotation of a GenBank genome assembly. NCBI's taxonomy places the organism in Eukaryota, Metazoa, Arthropoda, Insecta, Lepidoptera, Crambidae.